Bombyx mori (domestic silkworm) is the source of this 1292-nucleotide messenger RNA. It is a transcript of the gene CLIP3, whose product is annotated as clip domain serine protease 3. Gene Ontology annotation, molecular function: serine-type endopeptidase activity. Lineage: Eukaryota; Metazoa; Arthropoda; Insecta; Lepidoptera; Bombycidae. The record is from RefSeq and is marked provisional. Gene Ontology annotation, biological process: proteolysis.
CGACAAUGGUACGAGUGUUACUGUUGCUCUUGACUGUGGCUUUUGUUAAAGCGGAUGGCGAUUUUUCUGAGUUGACGGACCCGGCAUGGCGAGAUGUGAUAGAAAAUGGAGGGCUGCACAUCGGAAGCGGAAGAACUAAGCGAUUCAUCCAGCUAAACACUAACCAGGCUAACAUCCCCUACCAGUCAUGCACACUGCCAAACGGAAAGGCAGGUCGAUGCAGACAACUCCGGCACUGCAUUCAAGAGGACUUCAAGAAAGAUUACCUUGUCUUUAUGGAUUACGUAUGUGUAAUCGAAAGGAGUUCGAUCGGUGUUUGCUGCCCUGAGAAUGAAGUUAAAGAAGGCAUAGAGGCUCUGGCUGGAGAUCUUCCUGCUACCGCUCCUAAGAACGAAGAUGACGAAAUCCUGCUGAAAAUAAACAGAGCAGAAAAUAGAGGUUGCGGUCUAAGCACUCGCGCUCAAGGUAGAAUCACUGGGUCCAGACCGGCUAAUCCUCGUGAAUGGCCAUGGAUGGCGUCGAUCACGCCAUACGGAUUCGAACAGUAUUGCGGUGGGGUCCUCAUCACUGAUCGACACGUGUUAACGGCCGCGCAUUGUACAAGAAGAUGGGACGCCGACGAAUUAUACGUACGACUUGGUGAAUACGACCUGCAGCGCACUAACGACUCCCGCUCUUACAAUUUUAAAGUGGUGGAGAAGAUCCAGCAUCCUAACUUCGAGCUGUCGAGCUAUCAUAACGACAUCGCCAUUCUGAAGCUCCACAGGCCAGCUGUGUUUAAUACAUACGUUUGGCCAAUUUGUCUACCGCCUGCAGAUUUGGAUCUUACUAAUGAAAUCGCUACAGUCAUUGGAUGGGGAACUCAGUGGUACGGUGGUCCUCACAGCAACGUGCUCAUGGAAGUGUCGGUACCUGUUUGGGAUCACCAGAAAUGCGUAGAUGCGUUCGUCGAUUCCGUGUUCACCGAAACCGUCUGCGCUGGUGGACUUGAAGGCGGAAAGGAUGCCUGUCAGGGCGAUAGCGGAGGCCCGUUAAUGUACCAGAUGUCAAGUGGACGUUGGGCAGUAGUCGGUGUUGUGUCCUGGGGUCUGCGUUGUGGGGAGCCUAACCAUCCCGGUCUAUACGCUCGGGUCGAUAAAUAUUUAGACUGGAUCCUAUUGAAUUCUCGCUUCUAAAGUCUGGACAGAAAGGCUCUGGAGUAAACGCAUUAUGCCCAGAAGUCAGAUAUCAUGCUAGUUUUAUUAAUUUAAACUCAAGCGCCAAUAAACAAAAUACAAUCGAACUGAUAAUUU